UGAUAUAUUUUUUAUAUGAUGGUCGCAAUCCCAAAAAAGACGAGAUAUGAAGGCCUUCGUUGCACUGUUACAGACUGUCCCGAGAGUGGCCAGCAAGACUGCAGUUCUAUGUUCAAGUUUCCCACUAAUCCGCAGGUAAGGCUGAAGUGGAUAGAAAAUCUGAGCCUGCCAAAGGACACUCAACUGUCGAAUCGCCGGGUGUGCCGGCGACACUUUGAACAACAUUGUUUCGGUAAUGCCAAACUGUUUGCCUGGGCUGUGCCAACUCUGUUUGUGGGCAAGACUGCGGGACUGCAUCAUGGCUCUGCAAAGAAGAGAAUGUUGGUGCGAAAGUGCUGCAUCAAGGAUUGCAUGACAAGAUCGCCACCCGACAGAUUGCACUGUUUCCCCACAGAGACGCAGUUGCGGAAAGAGUGGAUGAGGCUGUGCAGUCUUAAAGAUGGAAAAAAGUGGCCCUUCAUAUGCGGCCGACACUUUCGUCCGAGUUUGCUACCCAAAAAGAACAGCAAAUUGCCAAAGCAAGCCUUGCCCGAACUGAAUCUUGGAAGUGAAGCCAAAGAUCCUUUGGAAUGCGACUCACAGAGCAGCGAGUCUGAAGGUCAGGGAAUCGACGAGGGUGAUUCCAAAGGGACUGACGGAAGAGAGGCUGAAUCCUGUCCAAAUUGCCAAGCAAGCAAACGUAUCAGCACCGACUUGCAGCAGCAACUCGCUGCUGCGCGGCUUAGAAUAGAAGAACUUGAGCAGCGGCUUCAAUAUCACGCGUGCACCGAAGAGGAGGAAGAGUACAUUUUCAUGCUGAUGAAAUAAAUAGAGGAGAGUUCUGUGGAG
Drosophila subobscura is the source of this 828-nucleotide messenger RNA. RefSeq lists its product as uncharacterized. The coding region runs from base 16 to 807 and encodes 263 amino acids. Lineage: Eukaryota; Metazoa; Arthropoda; Insecta; Diptera; Drosophilidae. The transcript is spliced from 3 exons. Gene Ontology annotation, molecular function: sequence-specific DNA binding. The record is from RefSeq and is a predicted model, not a curated record.